UCUUAUUGUUCCCCAAUCUCUCUCUCCCUUUCUCAGAGAAAUACCCUGCGUGUCCUCUCUGAUUUCUCUUAUAUUCUUCUCAUCACAAAGCCACGAAUCAAUAAACAUUACUACAUUUUAGAUCGAGAAACGUCUCAGAUCUUGUCUCUUCAACAAGCAUUCUAUCUUGUAUGUUGUAGUUUUUGAGAUAUUAUUAUUCUCUCUACUUCUUCUUCUCCUUUGCUCGGAUCAUUCAGCCUGCAGGUGUUUAGUCAUGUGGAAGUUCAAGCCUUUCAUGGGGAAGGAACAAGUUGGGCUCGAGGGCCGCACUGUUGACAUUGGCAAUCUAAAGCUCAACAUCCGAAAUGUUAUUGCUGAAGGAGGAUUCUCUAGUGUUUACCUUGCACGUGACGUAAAUCAACCGUCGCAGCAGUAUGCGUUGAAACACAUUAUAUGCAAUGACCAAGAACUAGUCAAUCUGGUCGUGAAGGAAAUCUCGGUAAUGAAAUCACUCAAAGGGCACCCUAAUGUUGUAUCCCUUCAAGCUCAAACUAUUCUUGAUAUGGGGAGAACAAAAGAAGCAUUAAUUGUGAUGGAAUACUGCGAGAAAUCUCUGGUUAGUGUGCUGGAAAGUAGGGGUGCUGGUUUUUUUGACGAGAAAUCAGUUCUUAAAAUUUUCAGGGAUGUGUGCAAUGCAGUUUUUGCAAUGCACUGUCAAUCACCACCUAUAGCUCAUAGAGACUUGAAAGCUGAGAAUCUUCUAUUAGGGCAAGAUGGAGCUUGGAAGUUGUGUGACUUUGGUAGCACAUCGACUAAUCACAAACGCUUUGAACGACCUGAAGAGAUGGGCCUCGAAGAAGACAAUAUCAGGAAGCACACUACUCCUGCCUAUAGAGCUCCCGAGAUGUGGGAUCUGUUUCGGAAAGAACUUAUAAACGAGAAAGUUGACAUUUGGGCUCUUGGAUGUCUUCUCUUCCGAAUAUGCUACUUCAAAUCCACGUUUGACGGGGAAUCAAAGCUGCAAAUAUUAAAUGGAAACUACCGUAUUCCUGAGAUGCCGAAAUACAGUUCUUCGGUCACAGAUUUAAUCAAGGAAAUGCUCCAAUCUUCUCCAGAUGACAGACCCGACAUCACGCAGGUAUGGUUUCGUGUCAAUGAGCUUUUACCCGCAGAGAUUAAGAAGUCAUUACCGGAUAGGCCAGUUGACAUGCGGGGGCCAGACAUCGAUGUUGACGGCAUGUCCAAUUCUGCAAGGAGGUCUUCACCGUCACCGAUGCCUCAAAGGAGUCCUCCUCCGCCACCAUCAUCCAAAGAACCAGUUCAAACCUUGGGUGGCGGUGGGGCUCCGCUGGGUGCAUUCUGGUCUACUCAACACGCGAAAACUUCACCUGGUACAGAUAAAAGCAGCCCUAUAUUUGAUGAAGAACCUAACCGUGGCCACCCUGAGAUUAGCCCUCCAAAAGAUCUAAAUAUGCGAUCUCGUUCUGCCUGGAUUUCACAAGAGAGCUCCAUUAGGAAAUCAGUUGACAGCCCCUCAAAGGACUUCGAAAUAAAAUUUUACUCUGAUGAUGCUGACCGUGGUUCUGGGAAAACGGGAGUCUCCCAAACAGAUAAAGUAACUUCCCAGAACGAGACCUUUGAUACUUUUGUUGCUGAUUUCGAUACUGCUAAGCUCGACCCCGGAAGUAGUAACUCUGAAUCGACAAAAGAGCAAUCUUUGAAGGUGGAAGUGGAUAAGCUGAAGGAACAGUUGCAACAAUCUAACCUUGAGAAGGCUGAAAUAACUGCCAAAUACGAAAAAUUAUCUGCUAUUUGUCGUUCUCAGAGACAGGAGCUCCAAGAACUGAAACAAGCCCUUGCUGCUAGGACUCCGUCACCGAAUAGAGAUCCUUCAAAGUACCAAACUUCUCCAGCAAGCAAUCAAUCAGUCACUCCUCCGCAAAGAGAGAAGAAAGAAGGGACUAUAUGGGAACUUCAAGAAGGGAUGUUUGCUGAGAGUAGCCCCACAUUGGAUUCGCAGCCAUGGAAGCCAUUUACCAACGAGCCAAAACCCCAGACUCUCCUAAGUAAAAAUAAUAGCAAAUCAGUUCGAACCACAAAUGGCCAUCAAAACAAACCAGCAUCUUCUCCUGGCGCUAGUUCUUCUGCAACCGACUCAUGGGGUUUUGGCACAGAUAAUUUCACUGCAGUCCCCACUAGUUCUAAUAUAUCUAGAACUUCGCCCUCUGGUCAAGGGAAUAACUCGCAGCGCUUUGAGGAUUAUCCAAGGAAUAGUACCUCAGAGAACAAACAAGUUAGUCAACCUGCUGGAUGGGCUGGUUUCUAAUUUAGUCCGUUCUUUUUUUUACCAUAUAGCCAAGGUGAAUUUACUCCCUUUUAUUACCACCAUAAGAUCUUGAAUUGGUUGAGAAAAGUAACUAUUACCGAGGGAGUACACAAUCACAAAGAAUGAAAGUCUGUUUGGUUUUUGAAGGAAUUUCUUUGUGAUUGGAUGGUGCAUUUAUGUGUUUUUCGUUUUUGUCCUGACAACGAAAAAUGGAAAGAAAUAGAGAGGUCCGCAUGUAUUGUUUGGACCCUGAUAUAUAUCUCAGACAACAAAAUGUACUGUGUUAUCGCACUUCUACGGUGGAGUUGUUUUUGUUGUUGUUGGGUGUAAUUAUGAAUGUUUUCUGGCAGCUAUAAGCAUUUCUUUUGUUUUAAUUGUUGCUCAGUUUUCAGGUGUC
This is a messenger RNA of Papaver somniferum (opium poppy), 2702 nucleotides long. Its product is annotated as probable serine/threonine-protein kinase DDB_G0276461. The record is from RefSeq and is a predicted model, not a curated record. NCBI's taxonomy places the organism in Eukaryota, Viridiplantae, Streptophyta, Magnoliopsida, Ranunculales, Papaveraceae. The transcript has 8 exons. Gene Ontology annotation, cellular component: cytoplasm. The coding region runs from base 254 to 2305 and encodes 683 amino acids. Gene Ontology annotation, molecular function: protein serine/threonine kinase activity; ATP binding. Gene Ontology annotation, biological process: protein phosphorylation.